AUGGAGUGCGCAGAUAAAAGCUUAGAAGUAAAAUAUGAACUUUCUGAUUAUUUUGUUAUUGAUCUGGAGUAUUUACAUGACGAAAAGAACGCUGAAAUUAUUCUUGCAGCCGUCAAAAAUAAAAAAGUGAUUUUCAAAACAGAUUUUGAAGAAAUACCUAAAAUAUUACAACUAAAAGAUAAUGAUUUUGAACUCAAAGGAGUAAUUGCUUUUCACAGUGACUCCAAAUCACCAAAGAGAGAGAGAGAGCUGAUUACAAAGCAUACACAUAUUCCACUAAUGAAGAAUGGAUAUUGUAUAAUGAUUUAG
Molecule: messenger RNA, 309 nt
Organism: Parnassius apollo (apollo)
Lineage: Eukaryota; Metazoa; Arthropoda; Insecta; Lepidoptera; Papilionidae
Source: the annotation of a GenBank genome assembly